This is a messenger RNA of Stegastes partitus (bicolor damselfish), 1670 nucleotides long. It is a transcript of the gene adat1, whose product is annotated as adenosine deaminase tRNA specific 1. The transcript has 8 exons. Lineage: Eukaryota; Metazoa; Chordata; Actinopteri; Pomacentridae. Gene Ontology annotation, biological process: tRNA processing. Gene Ontology annotation, molecular function: adenosine deaminase activity; RNA binding; tRNA-specific adenosine deaminase activity. The record is from RefSeq and is a predicted model, not a curated record.
UCAAGCACCGAUUGUAUAAUGUCUAAAAUGCACUUAUAAAUAACCUAAGGCCCGUUACUGACGUUCAUGUGUUCCGGCCCGGUUCGGUCGAACAUGCUGGACCCGGAUGAAGUCUCCCGGUUGUGCUACGAGCGUUUCCAGCAGCUUCCCCGCAGAGGGAAGCCUGAGCCGGGCAGAGAGUGGACCCUGCUGGCCGCGGUGCUCCAGGUCACCCGGACGGAGAACUCCGGCUCAGUCGAGAAGGAGGUCGUUUCCAUGGGAACCGGCACCAAGUGUAUCGGACGGACGGCGGUGAGUCCCAACGGUGACGUCCUGAAUGACAGCCAUGCAGAGGUCGUUGCCAGGAGAGGCUGCAUCAGGUGAGUCUCCACCUGCUCACAGGAUGCUUCACUCACACACAGACGCCCAGUUUGUGCUGCUGACGCUCUGUGUGUGUGUGCCAUGAUGUGUGGAGCAUCCAGAACCAUCCUGAGCUGUCCUGUGUCACCAGGUGGAGACGCCUCCAUCAUCCCCAUGACCCACGGCCCGCCUCCGCCCUGCCCCCCGGUCACACCUGGACAGGUGCUCCAUGACGGAGGAGGAGACCUGAAAAGAAAAGCUGAGGAGCCCAGUGGAGCUCAGAACCCAAAGCUGCCCCGUCUGGAGGGAACCGAGCCCCAACAAGAGGACAGAGGAGACACAGAACCGCCUGACCCGACUGUAGCCAGAGGUUUUACAGACAGAACAGCCGAAACUGUGUCACAAGCAGAUCUGGGUCAGACCGCCAGUUCUGGCCCGGAUCCUCCGGUCCCAGACAUUCACAGAACCGGGGCCAAGUGUGUCCCGGGUGGCCCGGCCGACCCCCAGCGCCCCGGGGUGGGCUACCACAGCACCGGGGUUCUGCGGCUGAAGCCGGGCCGAGGAGAACCGACGCUGUCCCUGUCCUGCAGCGAUAAACUGGCCCGCUGGGGGGUUCUGGGCUUUCAGGGCGCUCUGCUGUCCCACUACCUCCAGGAGGCGCUCUGCUUCAGCGCCGUGGUGGUGGGCCGGUGUCCGUACAGCGCCGAGGCCAUGCACAGAGCUCUGGUCGCGAGGUGCUGCCAGGUAUCGGACCUCCCAGCCGGUUUCUCUGUCCGUCCACCGGUUCUGCUCCAGUCCGGCCUGGAGUUUCCCUUCAGCCAGGCCCAAGCCGAGCUCCAGCACCGGGCCGGACAGGGACGCGUCUCCCCCUGUGGGGCAGCCAUCAGCUGGUGUAACGUGACGGAGCAGCCACUAGAUGUCACCGCUAACGGCUACAAACACGGAGUCACCAGGAAGGCCCUGGGAACUCCUAAAGCCAGGUCUCUUCUGUGUAAGCUGGAGCUGUUCCGGUCCUUCCUGUCUCUGGUUUCGGCCACCGACCCGUCAGCGCUGCCCGACUCUCUCAGGUCGGAGCUGCAGACCUACUGGGACUACAAGCAGGCGUCCCAGUGUUACCAGCAGGCCCAGCAGCAGCUGCUCAGCCAGGCCUUCCCUCUGUGGCCUCGCGGCGACAGGAAGCUGCUCCUCUUCCACUGACGCCGCCUCGGCCUCCGUCCAUGGAAAGCCGUCUUUGUAGCAGCAGGAGCUGGGAGGUCGCAGGUCGACACCGCCGCCGACCUGCAAGUAUCGUUUUCAGGAAUGUCCCAUUUUUAAUAAAACUACAAACUUGA